Molecule: messenger RNA, 2562 nt
Organism: Auanema sp. JU1783
Lineage: Eukaryota; Metazoa; Nematoda; Chromadorea; Rhabditida; Rhabditidae
Source: the annotation of a GenBank genome assembly
AUGUCACGCGCCAGUCUUGUACAUGGCACGAAUCAUACUAUGAAUGAUACAUGGUAUGACGUAGAUUCAUUUUUAUUGGAUCAAGCCAAAGAAGUUCUCAAUAAACUUGUAGAUGGUUCGAUUGAUGAUGAAAUCUGGGGUAAAAUAGUUGUUAUGGAAAGAUGUAAAAGAGUUGCCAAAGCAUACUUAAGGAAAACAACAGUGAUUGUUGAUGGUUCAGAGGAUGAAUUUGAUGGCAAAACACUUGGAUUUAAUCAUUUUGAUAAUAAUGAUAGAGAUGAACACACAAACGAGAUUCGUUCCAAAAUUGGAGAUGGUGUCAUAUUGAAAAUGGAUUUACAAGGAAAUAUAAAAGGAAUGGCUAGAGGAACAAUCCCCGUAAUAACUCAAGGAUGGCGGGGUGAAAGGAAUAAUUGUAUAUCGGAUCGGUUGAUCCGUCAACAAGGACGUUUAAAUGCAGGAGAAGAAGAAAAAGCCUAUAAAAUGUUCGAUAUGAAGAAAUUCAAAUACUGCCUUGAACGGGAGCUUCAUGAUGGCAUACCUGACCCUAAACAACUGCUCCUUAAGACGUGUGUUCGUGUUGCUUUAGUUAAGGAUGGAAAUGACAUGGCCAGAACGCCUUGUUGGUUCGCAAUUGUAAAUUUAGUAGCUUUGGAUAUGUUACGUGAAAAGAUCCCAAAUAUAAGGAAAUUAGUCAAAGCGGAUGUUCUAUCGACAUCAGUUCCGUCUACACAAUCUUCUAACUCUGCAAUCUCACAGGAAGCUUUGACACAUAUUAUUGCGGCUGCUGUUAAUCAAGUCAAUAAUGGACGAACUGUAAAUCCUGCAGAAAUAGCACAAUUAGCUAGUUCUUUGAAUUUCUCAACAAAUCUUAACGAAACGAUAAGUAAAUCCAUUAGAAGUAAUGAUAUACCUAAAAGGAAACAUUACCAUUGCUCUUCAUCAUCUUUAGACUCAUCAGGAGAAGAUACUACCAAAACAGGCCGAAGAUGGGAAAAUAACCAAAAGCUUUAUGAGAGUUUUUAUGAUAGUGGAAUAGAAAAAACACGUGAAAAAGAGAAAAAGAAAACGGGUCGUAAUGCUCCAACAUCGAGACCUCGACUGAGUGAUGUCGUAUUCACUAGAAGUCAUUCGAUAACUUCAGAUUACGAUUCAAAUCGUGAAGUUUUCGAUUCUGGCAGCUGGAGUUCAACAAACAGUAGAGGAUUUAAAACUCAGUCAACUGCUUCUUCACUUGUGUCGGAAACAGAAUUGGGCAGUACAGUCAAUGAGCAUGGACGGGCUCACCUCGCAGAUGUAGUUGAUACACGAAACAUCCAUAUCGACAAGUAUGGAAAGAGCAUUGAUGACGAAAGCGAUUUAUCACUUCAUUCGGUUGUCUCUAACACCAAUGAUUCGAGUGCUCCAAGUCAUCAUCGUUCAACAACAGAAAUCCAUAUUGGAUCUUCAGAGGAUUCUGAGCAAAAAACAGAUGAAGAUGAAGGAGAAGAAAUGAAUGAGUCCGCUGAAGAAUCAUGCGAUACUCGUAGCAAUUCGAGUGGUCAAGUGGAAAGAUUGCGAGAAGCUUCAUCUCGAAAAUCAGCAAUUGAAGAAGGGACUGAACAAUCAAUGAUAGAUGCUCAUCAUCAACAGAUGCCAAACCAAUUUACGAGAAACGCAGCUCGGCGCUGGAAACCCAAGUUCAUUACGAACCAGGACGCCAACACAGACUUCCACGGUAUCCCCCAGUGCGUGGGACACCAACCAGAAACAAUGGAGCGAACACCUCAACAAGUUCCAGAAAGCCCUUCUUCAACGAACUCCGACAGGUCCUUCAUCAACGGUCCGGAUCCCCAGUUCGACGAGGAACACCGAUCAGGACAAUUCAGGAAGAGGGAGGACGAGCUCAGAAACCAGAGUUUGCCAAAAUGGGCCUCAACCGCAGUUCAGAGAUGGGGAACGGAGUCCUUCCAAAGCAACAUCCCGCAGCACAGAACGACUCAGCAGUAUCAGCCAGCCGUCAACUGUUGGCCGGAAGCAGUUCCGAAUGCGUCAACAACUCAUCGGAUCCCAACAACCGGGAUGGGACGAACCUAUAUGGAAGCAUCAGCCAUUAUGGACCGAUUCCAGCCAGAGGGCUCCGACGAACCAGCACAAGUAUUGCACACUACGCAGGCCAGCAACAACAGCAGCAGUCAUCACAUCAGCAUCCACAACAAACCUAUCGAUACCGAUAUCCAGCACAAGCCAUUUAUCAGAGCAACAACCCCAACCAAUCUAUUAUGCCCAGCAGUACGGGAACCCACGUCAGUUGCAUGGCACAGUCCGCCACAACCGGAGUCGGACAAUCAGUGGCCGGAGCAGUCAGAUGCAGCAAUGGAGCCAUCCCAGCAAAUCCAUCAGCAGCAUCAGCUCACCGCAUUACGAGAACUGCCUCACUUCCAUGGACCGGAUCACAUCAUCCCACCCAACAAUCAGCAAUGCACAAGCCUCACCAAUAUCAGAGGCGAAACAUAUAAUUCGGCUGAUGGUCGAUUAAACUUAGAUGAGUUGUUUGAUGAUUUGCCGUCGCUGAGCGUAUAA